GAGGCAGAGAGCCUGGCUCCCGAGCGCUCCCCUCUGCCGGGCGCCGAGGACUCCAAGCCCAAAGAUUUGUCCGACUCUAGCUGGAUCGAGACUCCGUCGUCCAUUAAGUCCAUCGAUUCCACCGAUUCUGGGAUUUACGAGCAGGCCAAAAGGAGGCGGAUCUCCCCCUCGGACACCCCGGUGUCCGAGAGCUCCUCGCCCCUCAAGAGCGAGGUUCUCACCCAGCGGGACUGCGAUAAGACCUGCGCCAAGGACAUCGGCUACUACGGCUUCUAUUCGCACAGCUAGGCGCGGCC
This is a messenger RNA of Meleagris gallopavo (turkey), 296 nucleotides long. NCBI's taxonomy places the organism in Eukaryota, Metazoa, Chordata, Aves, Galliformes, Phasianidae. The record is from RefSeq and is a predicted model, not a curated record.